Messenger RNA from Rhizoctonia solani, 1776 nucleotides. Its product is annotated as Ecl1 domain protein. The transcript has 7 exons. The record is from RefSeq and is a predicted model, not a curated record. NCBI's taxonomy places the organism in Eukaryota, Fungi, Basidiomycota, Agaricomycetes, Cantharellales, Ceratobasidiaceae. Bases 1 to 1776 code for a protein of 591 amino acids.
AUGGAUAUCGUUUGUGAUUCCAGUUCGAGGUUGUUGUAUGCAGCAUUCCAAUUCGAGGCGGGGUUCCAAUUUGGUAUGGCGAUAAGCACCUUCCUCCUUCUCCUUCUCCUUCUGCAGCGGGUCAGAUUAGGGUUGAGGGAGGGAAGAAUGGCCGUGAAUCGAUUCAAGUUGUGCAUCGCUGUUCUCACACACCUUUGUGGGAGACAAGGUCAGGUGGGAGAACUGGGGCCACGAAAGUUAGGGUUUGAAAUUAUUACCCACCUCGGGCCAAACAAACCCCGCCUUGAAUCUGGGGCAACAACAAUCCAAGAGAUCCCAACCUUCGAUUCUGGAACUUAUCUGGGACAAACGUGGCAAAAUGUGAUGAAAUUCGAAAAGUCCGAAGAGGAAAGGAGAUGGACGUUCCCGGACAGCGAUAUUGCCGCAAUCGCCGAUCAUUUCGACGUGUCGUUCGGGCAAUGUUUGAUUCACCCCGACUUGCCCGUGAUUACUUUUGCUAUAAAACAGAGCAUUUUUGCUCUUGUUGCCAGUUCGAGUCCAGUCGAGUCAUCUGGCGGUAGUCUAUCUGUCAUACUCCUUUGCCGAGCAAGUCUUCCGAGGGAGCACCGAUUGGUCCACCGUAAUAUACAGGUUGAAGUUAUUGGUCCCCUUUCAGUAUGGAUCUCGACACGAAUUGGUGCCCAGUCUGUGGUUCACCGCUUGAUCGUUCCGGAAAGAAUAACACUUCCCGAUAUCGAGUCACCCGCAGAGCCCGUAAAAACCAUUAAACCCCCCAAACGAAAACCCGCCCACUUCAGACAAAACUCACGCUCCAAGCCUACCGGAAUUGACCUUAUGGCGAAUAACAACAAGAGCGACGUCAAAACGCGAACAGUAGUUUCACAAGCCCCCUCGGCACUAUACUGUUCUACUCAAUGCAGGGAAAAAGACCAACGGUCAUCGGAGAAGUUUAAAUGGAGUUUGGAGACGAUGUACUCUGCGGGAGGAUCCACUGGCCCGGCAAGCCCUCUUUUCGUGAGCGGUAGCGAGUCGGAGGAAUGGGUGGAACGGAGGUUGAGUGCUGGGACGACGACUAGUUCAAGCGGAGACGAGAGCAACGACAAGGCGGCGCUCUACGCCGGGUAUCCGCUUACCUUUCAACGGAGGGACGAUGAGAGGAGCAGAAAGGGGAGUUGGACUAGUUUGAAGGACCUUGGUGCGCCUGGAACGCCUCGAAAUUCAAGCCCGGUACCUCAAAGCGCGUCUUCGGAACCCCAAAAUACCACAUAUUCGCUUCAGAACUCUUCCAUAUCCCCUCAGCCAAUACAUAACCUUUACGCAGCGGACAUCACGCCCACACAAUCCCUCUAUUCCGUCUCUGCCCAGGGCCUACUCGUCCGUCCGGCUUUGCUCCGCGCCAAAACAGAACUCACAUCCCUUUCUCCGUUGGACGACGCGCCGAGGCUCUAUCAUCCUUCCAGCGUGCCCAUGUCGAGGAACGGCUCGGGGACCAGACCGUCCAGUAUCCGACACGCCUCGACGCCAUCGGCCCCAAACUCCCCAACAUACCGAAAAGUGACACCCUCCCAAUGCGAACCGAACCAAAUCUUCCGAUUCUAUCAAGUCAAAAAUUUCAUGCCGCUUUAUCCUGCACUAGUCAUGCCCCCUGCUCCUCAAACCAGGAUGGUAAAAAAAUGGGUUGUGGAGGAAGAGAGGCUUGUGGAGAGGGAGGUCGAAGAGGUCCAGGAACAAGGUGAACGAAAAAGGAUGUUUACAUUCAAUACCAAAAUGAGGUAG